AUGUCUGCAAAGGAGCAGCAAGAAACUCCUUCGGGCUCUCUCCUGGAGUCCAGCGAACCGAAAUAUUCUUUUUUGAAGUACUUUGACGCGGAGGGAAAGGCGCAGGCCUUGCGCGUGCUGCGGUGUCUGUACAUCUUGUGGUUCCUGACUGUCGCCGCCACUGUCGCCGCGCUCGCUCUGAGUCUCACUUUUACUUUUCACCCUUUGGCUUUGAACAGCGCCUUCAACUGGCGAGUGCUGCACGCAGCAGCAAACACUUUGCUGCUGGGGCUGGCGCUGGGCGCGGGCCUCUGGGGGGUCCACAGCAGCAGCUCCGGGCUGCUGCAGCACAGCGCGCUGCUGCUGCUGCUGCUCUCUCUCUCUCUCCUUUUGCCUUUCUUUGCAAACUUCACUAUUCUCCUCACAGCCCCCCCGCCCCCUCCAGCAGCCCCAGACCUCGCAAAGACUUUUUCCAAACAACUCCUCACCGCCCUCACUGCCACCAGCGCAGUCGCUGCGGUCUUCGCCUUCAUGAGCGGCCUUCAAGUCCGCACUCUCUCGCGCCUUUUGUGGGAAACCAUGCCGCCCAUGCCCGCAGCAGCGUCCAAGCUCUAA
Messenger RNA from Eimeria tenella, 594 nucleotides. RefSeq lists its product as uncharacterized. The transcript has 2 exons. The record is from RefSeq and is a predicted model, not a curated record. Lineage: Eukaryota; Apicomplexa; Conoidasida; Eucoccidiorida; Eimeriidae. The coding region runs from base 1 to 594 and encodes 197 amino acids.